CCAACUAGGCCUGGAGUGCCACCUGAGCAGAGCUCAGAGUACAGCUGCUCCUUCAAUUCCACUAGAGCCCUGUUAUUGCUGUAAAUAUUCUGAAGACCAGCUGAUUCCUGCAAACAUGAAUAUCAUCCUCUCUCGAGACACCCAAGUGAAGAAAAUGGAGAAUAUAGUCACCAAUGCAGAGAAAUAUUUUGGGAAAUUCUGCAUUCUGAUGGCUGCUUACACACGCAAGACUGCAAAGCUUCGAGACAAGUCAGACUUGCUGGUCAAGCAGCUCAUUGACUAUGGAAACACAGAGAAUCCUGAGCUGCGGACCACUGUGAAAAACUUUGCUGAGGAACUGGCAAAGGUGCAGGAUUACAGACAGGCAGAGGUGGAGAGACUGGAGGUGAAGGUUAUUGCACCUCUGAAGAUGUAUGGGAUGCUCAUCAAGCAAACUAGGGCCGAGAUUAAGAAAUUCAACAAUGCCCGAAACAAUGAAAUAAAGCAGCUAGAGAAGUUGGAGAAGAUCCGACAGAAGUCACCAUCCGACCGACAGAUGAUUUCACAGGCAGAGUCUCAAGUACAUAAAGCCUCUGUCGAUGCGAACCGAACUACACAACAGCUUGAAGAGACCAUGGAUGAGUUUCAGAAGCAAAAGCUAAAAGAUAUUCAGAAGAUCUUCUUGGACUUUGUCACCAUUGAGAUGACCUUCCAUGCAAAAGCCCUAGAGGUCUAUUCCAAUGCCUUCCAAACCCUUGAAAGCUAUGAUGCAGAGAAAGAUCUGGAGGAUUUCAGAACAAAAAUACACAUCGCUUCUGGAACCUUCCAUGAGGCAAGACCAGACACUACGACAACAAGUCAAUCUGCUGCGCUCCCAUGGUCCACACAGAGCAUCCAAAGCACUCUUCAGAAGCUGGAGCUAGUGGAGAGUGAUAAGGAAUCUGAAGGGGACCAGCUGCAAGAUUUAAGGGAUGCUGAAUACACCCAGAUUCGGUGGGUAACCAGCAGAACCCCAUGAGACCAACUAUCUUGAUUAAUGAAGCUGUGCUGGAUUUAUUUCUCUACUCCCUGGUUAUGCUUUACAUUUUCAUGCAGGUUUCCUCUAGAUCAGAAGUGGACACUGAGUCCAACAGCAUCUGGCAGGUCCUACAAGCUCCCAUCAGCCCCAACCAUCACAGCCAAUGAUCAGGGAUGAUGGGAGCUGCAGUUCAGCAAUAUGCUUAAGUCACCAUGCUGAUUACCCAGAUCAACACCUACCACCCCUUCAAACCUGAGAUUUAAAAUACUGUACAGUCAUACCUCGGGUUAAGUACGCUUCAGGUUGAGUACUUUCAAGUUAAGUACUCCGCAGAGCCGUCUGGAACGGAUUAAUUCACUUUCCAUUACUUUCAAUGGGAAAGUUCGCUUCAGGUUAAGUACACUUCAGGUUAAGUAUGGACUUCUGGAACCAAUUAAGUACUUAACCUGAGGUACCACUGUACAAUAGAACAUUAACUUUCAAUAUCUCAUUCAAUUGUUAAAUGGCUUAGGCAGAAGAAGAUGGAAGCAUAGUACAAUCCCACUUGCAGUUUCCUGUUCAUUCAGGAGGACUAGAAACUUACGAUUAUCACAAACCCACAAAUCAUUUGUACAUCAGAUGUACAUAGACUGCUCAGCAGACAAGUACAUUUGCAGUUCAGGUGUCAUUAUUAGGAGUGGCCACCCCAUACUGCAUUGCCCCUGCUUGAAGAUGGACAGCCCAUUUCGUCUUUGAAUUUUUGCCACCUCAAAUCACUGGGCUAUUUCAAAGCAAAUAAUUUAGCAGUUAAGAGUUAAUCAAAUGUACAAAUAUAGAACAAGUCAGUUAAUCUGUGACUAUCUGUAGUGUAUCAUCUGUAGAAAUAGAAAAGAGGUUUAAACUCUCUCCUCCACAAGUUUAUCUUCCAUAUCAUAGUGACCAUCACAACAUCCUGCAACAGUGAAUUCCAUAGUUUAAUUGGUAGCUGUGCACUUUCCAUUUCCAAUCAGUUUCCCUGACCUUGCCUUCCACAAUUUUUAGUGUUUUGGAGAAAAAUGAUAAUUUAUUCUUAUUCACUCUCCCCAUGGUCUGUCAUUCAUACUUGAUGCCAUACUUUCUCUGAGCAAAAUAAAAUGUGCCACAUUGAAUUGUGAUUUAGUGAUUUGUCAGAAUAAAGAGAGCCCAGUGUCUCAGAUGAGCCAUUAAGUGUCAUUGAGUGGGUAGAGGAUGCUGAUGAUUGCCUGUUAUUGGGCACAUUGUUAAGAUGUUUUAGUAGAAGAGCUACGGUAUAUAUUUUCAGUGCAAGUAAGAGAGAGCUCAGAUAGAACAAAGAGUACUGCUGUUUUCUUUCUUUUUGUGGUAACUUGUUUUUCUUCUGAACUUUCUUUUUGAACAAAGAAAAAGUUAAAAAGGACCAAAGUAGAUAUGGUAAGUCGUAAGUGCAUUAUCAUAGAACACACCAGAGUUUGUUUGUUGUUUCAAUAAAAGGGGGAAUUUCUAUCAGGACCGCAAUACAGCAUUCAAAAAGAGGAGGUUUCCACAUCUAGAGAUGCUGGUGAGAUAUGACCCCUCCAAUCCUACCGGUAUUUGCUUAUACAAAGCUUAAGCAAAGAUUAGACCAUAUCCAAUCUUCAUUGAGCAUUCAUUCUGAUUUGUUUGUGGGGCUGAAAUGACCAU
This is a messenger RNA of Zootoca vivipara (common lizard), 2653 nucleotides long. Lineage: Eukaryota; Metazoa; Chordata; Lepidosauria; Squamata; Lacertidae. The record is from RefSeq and is a predicted model, not a curated record.